CUUCUGCAGAGGGGAAAAACGGCACCGAGCCGGUCACUUCAGGAAAGGGUCGUGUCUGCUUUGGAGCUACAGGAAAGAGCGAGGCAGUCUCCGAUGGGAAUGGAGCAGAGCUCCUCGGAGAGAAGGCUGUGCUGAGGUAGAGGAUGGUGUGAACUGGAUGGCGGUGUAGCUCUGCUUCAGUGCUGGACUGGAAAGAAACCCAAAGUCGUGACUCCGGCGGAGCCCUGCGUGUCUCCAAAAGCCCUGCUCUGAGUUAGUCCCACCAGUGAGGCUGUGCAGCGUGAAAACCGCUUGUUGUGGUCAGUUUUCAGUUCUCUUGCUCCUGGACCUUGCUCCAGAUUUGAUCUGCUCGAGAGGGGAGCGUGUUAGCGAAGGAGCUUGCCUGGAUGCUGAAUACUUUAUAACUGGGUGUGCCUGAAUGCAUUAGCCUUUGGAUGUGAGCGUCUUCUCUUGAAACUGCCUUGUGAUACCCUAGCUGCCUGAUCUCUCGGGAGGUCCCUUGGAAGAGCCUGUCCCUGCGUCUGUCUGGGUGCCUGACGGGGCUGCCUUGCUUCCAGAUCUGAACCAUGUCCCACCCAUCCUGGCUGCCACCCAAAAGUACCAACGAGCCCGUUGGUCACGUUACUGCAAGGAUGGAGACGACACACACCUUUGGGACUCCCAGCAUCUCGGUGUCCACCCAGCAGACGCCAAAGAAGUUUGCACCUGUUGUUGCCCCCAAGCCAAAGUACAACCCAUACAAGCAACCAGGAGGUGAUGGGGACUUCCUUCCUCCUCCUCCACCUCCUGUGGAUGACCUCGGGAACAUCACUUCUUCACAGGGUGCCUUUCCCCCUCCACCCCCUCUGGAUGAUGUUACUUUCAACGUGCAGGUGAAUCCUGGCGGCAAGACGCUUGAGGAGAGGCGGUCCAGUUUAGAUGCAGAAAUCGACUCUCUAACCAGCAUCCUGGCCGACCUAGAGAGCAGCUCUCCUUACAAACCUCGGACUCAACAGGGCCGCUACCAGGACCCCUACUACGGGGGGUAUGGGGGGAGGAACGGCUCCGAAGCGCCCUACGUGCCGCAGAGCACCUGGAAGGCUGAGCCAGCGUAUCCCACCAGUAACACCGUGGGCCAGGCUCCUCCCGGGCUCUACCAGCCGCCUGGCACGAAGAAGACCUACAUCACCGACCCGGUGCUGGCCCCCCAGCCGCCUGCUAUGCAGCAAAAGAGUGGGUAUCCAAGCUCUGGACCCGCAUCAAGCACUCCUGCCUUCAGGCCUGAGGAUGAGCUGGAACAUCUGACCAAGAAAAUGCUGUAUGACAUGGAGAAUCCUCCCUCUGAUGACUACUUUGGCCGCUGUGCCCGCUGUGGGGAGAAUGUUGUUGGGGAAGGCACCGGCUGCACGGCCAUGGACCAGGUCUUCCAUGUGGAGUGUUUCACCUGCAUGAUGUGCAACAACAAGCUGAGGGGACAGCCUUUCUAUGCAGUGGAGAAGAAAGCCUACUGUGAACCCUGCUACAUUAACACGCUGGAGCAAUGCAGCGUCUGUGCAAAGCCCAUCAUGGAAAGGAUCCUCCGAGCCACCGGGAAGGCCUACCAUCCCCACUGCUUCACCUGCGUGAUGUGCCAUCGCAGCCUGGAUGGGAUCCCCUUCACUGUGGAUGCCGGCGGAAAUAUCCACUGCAUUGAGGAUUUCCAUAAGAAAUUUGCACCGAGAUGUUCAGUGUGUAAGGAGCCCAUCAUGCCGGCCCCAGGACAAGAGGAGACUGUACGCAUUGUCGCCUUGGAUCGUGACUUCCAUGUCCAGUGCUACCGGUGUGAGGACUGUGGCGGCCUCCUGUCUGAAGGGGACAAUCAGGGCUGUUACCCUCUGGACGGGCACAUCCUUUGCAAGACCUGCAACUCUGCUCGGAUCCAGGCUCUAACUGCCAAGGCCAGCACUGAUCUCUGAGUAUCGACUGUGACCCUCCCCAGGAUGCCUGUUGGGGGAUAUUGCACAAGCUUUGCAUGAUUUCUUUCCAGCCUAGGGUCUGAAUCUCUGUGUUUUUUUUUUAAAAAAAAAAAAAAAAAAGUAAAACUGGAAGGCCUUGGAACAAGAGGGCAGUUUCAGAGAGGCCGUGUUCAGACUGCCCAUGACAGGCACCUGAUUUAGAUGUGACUUUUCAGGAGGGUGGUGAGUGAGUCAGACCACUGCUGCCUCUGCAGCUGAUGGAGAUAAGUGGUCACAGCACCUAAGUUAUCUGCCUGUAGAAGGAGGUCUGGACAUGGUCCUAACUAUACUUGUGUUUGGUUCCUGUCUCUUAAGAAGUACAUGAAGGUAGAAGGUGAGAGAUGGCUGAGCUAGUUCUCUCUCCCAAGUUAGUUUGAGAACCUGACCAGCUCUCAUUGAAGUCCAGGGGAACUUCCCUUUGACUUCAGUAGGAUCUGCAUCACCAGCAGAAGUAGCUCCACUGCCCUUGAAGGUGUUGAGAGCAGACCCAGCACUCCUCUCAUCACAACACAGACAAUGCCACUUCAACUGCACUGCACCUGAGAGUGUAGGUGUGACCUUGCAUCCUUGGGAUACAGAUUUGUUUUUUUCUUAGGCCCUUACUUGUCUCCAUUCCCUUCCAGUUCAAUAGAGAUUUUCUUUUUCUUAUGAAAUUGUAUUUUGCUAUUGCAUAAAUUUAUUCAGUAGUGAUGCUUCCAAUCCACAAUGUAUGAGCAAGCACAGAAAGAUAUGAGCUUGCACACACUGUACACUACACACACUACACACACAGAAUGUGCUUUUGAUUUACCAGCGGUAUAAGCUGAUCAUGUCCGUUGAGAAGGUCUUUCAAGGAUGUGGGGCUGGAAACACAUUUUUAAAAUCCCAGUGGUUAAAAAAAAAAGACUACAUAGAACUGCAGUGCAAAGCGAUGCUCAAAAAAAUCUUAUGCCACUCUUUCACACACCCCAGUCUAGUGGGACUACUGGCAGUGUUGGUUUCUGGGUAGACGUUUAAGCAAUAGAGUCUUGUUCCAUCUCCUGUUUAUUGCAAAGGGAGGAUUUUCCUUCAACUAUAACAGGGAUUGAAUCAAGCCUUGGGAUAUACAUUUCUCUGGUGUUAACGUGCGUGAUCUGGAGUUCUCAUUAAAAAAAUUAAGGAUCUUAUUUCAGCAACAGCAAAAAGGAUCCUCCUAAAUACAUGCUGUUGUUCAGUUUGUAUCUUAAGAAAGCUAAAAGAAGGUAUUAAAACCCUUCUCUGUGCUAUUCCAAAAAGUAAUCAUUUUUUUUUUCCUCUUUCAUUUUCAUCCUAGCCUCUUAUAACAUCCCUUUGGUGAAAUGUCUUUGCAGGAGAGUGCUAGGCCAGCAGCAGCAUUUUCAUCUUCUGUCCAGAAUUAAUACUUAUGCCAAGGUAAAUAAAAGCUGGGCACAGAUUAUCUUUUUUUUUUCCUCAUGUUGGUGGGGUUGUUUUUAGUUUGGUUAAUUAAAAAAAAAAUUAGAAAUCCACAGCAUUCUGAGCAGCUAUAAUAUUCAUGUUCAUGAAACCCAUAAUAACUAAGGUGCAAAUUACAUAGUGAGGGAAUAAUUUUCAUAUCACUGAAUUGACAUUAAUAUCUUAUUUGCAGAUGUAAUCAAAGAAAAUACCUUUCUUUGCACUUAACAAAUUAAGAAGCAGAACUGAAACAGUUGCAGGCUGAUUGACCAUAUAAGUGACAAACUGGCACUCUUCAAGAGUAAAUUAUAAGAAUUUUUUUCACGCACCCACUGAAAAACAAUAAGAAUGUGGUGCUUUCAUCUUUAUUCUCCCUAACAGAAGCCUGAUAUAAUUAUACCCACUAAUGCUAAAAAGGAAAGAAAAGUUAGAUGAGCUAGACCGAUAGGAAACAAAGACGAAAAAAUGAGAUACUCACUGCAGCUCCUGCAAAUGGCGCAUUUCCUUUCAGUUUAGCACUAACCUUUAUGGAAGAGCACUGUGAAAUUUAAUAGCUUUAGCUGUAUACAGUAAAUUCAAAUACAGAAAUACCAGUCUGAAACCUCUGUUCCUUACACGGUUUAUAUGCUGGCAAACUCCACUGGUGUCAGGGAAGAUUCCCAAAAUUCACAGCUCAGAAUGAAUCCUUCUUUGUAGAAGGGUGGCAUCAUUAAGCAAAAGAAAUCGUUCUCUACCAUAGUGGCUGUGCUGAAGCAGUAGACUUCUACCCUGGCCUUCAAGAAUUUUACUGCCUCAGACAUAAACAUAUUUUUUUGCACUGUGACUCCUGCCAGAUUCCAUCUGGGAUCCUGGUUCCUGAACUGUGGCACGUAAGGUACUUCUGAGCUCGCUUCUUUACAUGUAGUCUGCACCACCACCAGUCAGACAAACCUCGCAACUAUUGAGCAAAUCUCGUUUGAAGUAACCCUACAAAAACACGGGAGGUCAGAGCUGGGGUUGCUGGCACUAUUGUAUCCCUGUGGAGGAUUUUACAUCUCUGCAAGCACUCGGUUGCCAUUCAUCAGGCAACAAAUGUAGCUCUGAUCUUCCUUAUUCUUGUUAGUGUUAAAUCAAGUGGCUGACAAGACUAUCCAGAGUAACACUGGGGUAAUUGAUGGGAAUGAGCUAUUGCACCUUCCUGCAGAACAUGGCCUAGACUAAGGAGGACCAAAGUCCAGAGCCUUUGGGCAGUUUAUGGCCCUGCCAUACGCUGGACUUGGAGCAAGUCAUGUGGCUUCUCGUCUUCUGCCCUCUGCAUGAGAGGGCUUCUUUCCAGCUUCCCAGGGACGUUAUGGGAAUUUAACUAAUCACAGAUUGGCCCAAACUACUGAUUUUUGGAGUUCUGUCUUCUCUUUCCAGAAAAGCUUGCUGGUAUGUAGGUUUGGGAUUCCAGCCCGUUUCAAAGCUAAGGGCCAGCCAGGAGAUCUAGAUCUGAAUCCUCUGUGUUAUUAGGGUGCUGUGGUGAGUUGGGCUGGCGUGCAGGGAGGCGAGAGCCAAACUUUUCAAGCAUUAAAUACUCCAUGGAUGGAAGGUGUUUGACAAAGAUUGAUAUUUGAAGUACUGUGGCCUGACACAGCUGGGCAAAGGUAUUAUCACGCUUUUGUUUUCACCCCUGAAACACCAAAGCCAUCUGCCUGUUGGAAGGAGUGAGCUUCCAAAACACUUUUCUUUGUUUUCUGUAAUGCAUGCGGUUUUGGCUUCUAAAAUUGCUAUAAAUAUAUUCAGAAUAUAUUGCAUAAAUGUAUAUACAUCACAGAGGCUCUCAUCACUCACAUGUGUAUGGAAAUCUCCCCUCCGAUGCUUCAGGAUUUAAUUAGGAAAUGCUGGUGGACUUAUCUCAAUAGUACUGCAAUUAAGAACCACUGGGAUAUUGCUUCAUCACAAUAUUUAUCACAUAUUUAUAAUAUAUCCUGUUUUAUCUGUUCCAAAGAAGGAGUCUUUUUGCCAAAGAGACCUUGCUUUUCUUAAGGUGCACUUCUUAGCUAUGACAAAAAUUCACAUUCUCUGUGGCUGUGGUAAUGUCCAAACUGUUCCUUUCGGAGAGAAUUGGAAGAUCACACAGACUUUUCUCUUCAGGUCUGCAGAGUUUUUGCAUACGCUGCUUUGGCUUUGUCUAGCGUUUAUUGGCAAGUAGGGCCUGAUCCCACGAUUUGUGUGGCCAGACAGGGCCCAGGAGGGUCUGUGAUCAGGUUCUAAUUUAGCAAAAUACUUAAGCCCAUGGGGUUUGUUUAAGCACAGGCUUAAAGCCAUUGCAUGGUGUGACAUAAGCCAUGGAUAUGCAGUCACUAAUACCAGACUGAUUCUGUAUCACCCAGACAUACACAUUUGAUCUGGGUAGGAUUGGGGGCACAGUCAAAUUUCUGUCAAAUUACCCAGAACGCGUGGAAUGUCUCCUGUGUUGCCCUUAUGCCAGCUGCAGGAGGGCACCUGGUGACUGAUCCAACGUAGCAUUUGGACAACAGGAGGGUGAGUUAUUACAAGAUCAGUGCUUCGUGUCGAGUGGCUGUGGCACUUUCCAUAUGUCACAAGUAGCCCUACAGCCAGAUUUACUGUAUCUUUGAACCGUGGCUUUAAAACUGUCUACUUAAACUUUCUCCAGAAGAUUGGGUUGCCUUGGUUACAACCCCAUCCUUAAGCGUUUCCCCAAGGCUAACAGCAGUAUUUUGUGAAUGUGAUGGGUUUAUUGUCACUCAUUUUAAUCAUUGCCUGAAUGUUGCUUUUAAAAACAGAAAGCAACACCAUUGCCUUAGCUUAUCAGAUAAUGCACCUUUAAUUUUGUUUUUGUAAUAUUUUAAUUCUUAGAUUUUUAUCACGGCUGUGAAACACUUGGGUAAUGACUUAAUCAUAGAGGUGUGGGAGUACCAAAGUGUUUAUCAUAGUGAACUCUACACAACGGCGUUCAUUCUGAUGGCAGGAGCAAGACUUUCAUGAGACACAGGCCUUAAGCUGACUUUCUGCCUAUCAGCAAAAUGUGCCUGAGAAGAAUGAGAAAAAAGUGUCUUUUAGAGAAAGGGCGGUUGUUGAAGAGAAUAUGCAACAAGUCAUACUGAAAUCUCUUUGAACCUCUUGUGGCUGCUGCCUGGCCACAGUCAGCCAAGCCUAGCUUAGUUUUGAUAAAUCCUGGUACCUUUUGAUUUUGAGAAAGUCCAGCAGCCAAGGGGUAACAGGACCCAAGAGAAGGUCCUUGAGGGAAAUUCUGUGUCUUUGCCCUCCUCCAGCAUCAGACAUAAAUGUUAGACACCCUGGUGCUUCAGCUGAAUGGCGCAGAAAGGAUUUGAGUUUGUAACUGUUUUCUGUUGAUAGCCGGUUCCUGCGGUGGUUCAUCAUGUUGAUUUGCUAUUUGUUUUCCGAGUUGGGUUGACUACAUCUUAUAUUGACUUCGAUGCUGUAAGUCAGGGCGAGCAGGGAGAGAUGUGCUGAAGAAUCUCACUGUGGUGAAAUUCCCAUGAGGAAACACUAGUGAUGGUAACCGAGGGUUUGUUGCCAAAGGAUAGCAGGGACUACUGAGUACUAUCGAGAGGUUAGUAAAGUAUAAACUAAGAGUGAGCUGUGACAACACUAUUUCCAGGAGAGCUGGUCACAAUUUUUACACUAAAUUCUGUGAUGUCAGAAGGGCCGGUAUUUUUAAUGAGAUAAUCUCAUAUUGUCUCAUUUUGCAAUGUUAUCCACAACCGUUUCUUUUCUUGCUAUUAUAAUUAAAACCAUGUUGAAUUUUUAUCUAAAUAAAUUUCAGAAUUCUUAGCAAAUAUUUUCUUUUCUCAAAAACCCAUGUCUUCUCAGUUUUUUGUAGUUUUGGGUUUCUUCUGCUGGUAAAUUAGAGUUUCUGUGACGAUUUUGAAAACUUCUUUGGAUAAAAAUUCUAUUUAAACACAAGCACAUGUGUUCUUGGGAAAUGGUUCAGUAUUGGACCUGGCGAAAUAAAAAAAGCUUUGAAACAUUUCAGAAGAUAUUUUUUCCCUAUUUUUAACUAGUUUUGCUAACUUUGAAGUCACUGUUUCCUUUGUUAGAACAAUCCAAAUAAUGUGACUCUUCUUAAAAUAACAGUGUUACUUCUGUUGGGUUCAUUUUUAUUUCCUGUCUUAAAGCCAUGGAGUGUCUGGCUAUGGACAAUGCUAGGGUCUUGUUCUGUAGAAAUUGCAAUUUUCUUCGUUGGGUUGGUAUUUUUUUUUUCCCCCUGAAAUUACUGAAGAAUGUAAGCACAUUAUGGGAACUGCUGGGAAGAUCAAGAGAUACUUGAUUGAACUUCAUCUCCACAUACCCUUCUGGGCUUGGGAAUGCCAUUUCUCCUUAAAUAUUUCUAGAAAUACUACCUGGCUUCUUCAGCAUUUCAAUUUUGAAUUUGCAACAGUCGAUUGCCUGACUGGCAUUUGGAGCAUGAGAGAGAGUAGACUUUAAACUUGUGAAAUUAUAACAUUCACCCAGCAUCUAAAAAUCUAAGGAAAAAACCAUAACCUUGGUAUGUUUCCUGGUGGAUGCUGGGAACAGCUCUCAUGUCAGCCUGGAAAUUCUCUGCCGUGAUCUAAAAAAACACUAAGCUCAAACGCUUGCAGACCGCUCUGGCUCAUGCACUCACACGCACACAGAAGGUGGUUGUGGGGCUACAGCUAAGUGGAAAUGCAGGCUGCAAUACUGAGCGUUGCUACUUAACCCCCACUGGGCUUUACUCCUGGCUAUGUGUUCCUGCUCUCUUUGGCUUCACGUUACGCAUGGAAGCAAUGGGGCUGAUCACUGGUAUCAAGAGCACUCGGUUCAAACUUUUUUUAAAAUUUUGCUGUUCGUGCACAUUUCUCAUUAUACCUAGAUUCUUUAGAAAAUGAGGAAGGAAACAGAAGCCCCAGGCGGUGGCAUUACCUUUACAUUUCCAGGGGCCAGAGUCCCUCGCUCGGAACAUGACCCUUGGGGUGUCUCUACUUCUUUGCCUCUGCCUCCCUUCAUCCGCAAGCAGCUCUCUUACCCACUUUUUCCAUUUGCUCAACGUGCACUCAUCUUUGCAGUGAAGAUGUUAUGUUACUUACUUGACAGAGGUAUUGUGAGUCUUAGCUAGUAGUCGGAAAAACUUUUCCAGAUCUUUAAUCAAGUAGUUUUGUGCAUCCAUAGUAUCAGUGGCCUGCCACAUGGAUAUCAAAGAGAAUGAUUAUAAUUAUUGCUUUUAAAAUUAUUAUGAAAUUGUGCCUUACUUUUUCAGUCAUAUUUAACCAUGUAAUUUAGAACCACAUGAUUGCAGGGAUUUAUCAUGAAGAAAUUUGUUUGAAGGAUAGUUUGUUUUUAAGUAUUUUUUUCUCCAAAAAUGAAUUUAUUAGGUUUUCCUCUUUUAUUUUUUCCUCCAGUUUUAUUCCUUUAGUAUGUUUGUGUAAAAGGGCAGCCAGAAUUUGCAUUCGUGAGAGACAGAAGGUUUUAUUUGGUCUUGUAUGUAGAGCUUUCAUUUUCUUUUAUGUUCCUUCAGGAAAAUUCCUCUCUGCCCGAUUACUCAUACUUAGAUGUCUUUAAGUGCAGGCUGACCAGUAAGGGGGUUUUGUCGUUGAAUUUAGUGUGUGGUUUGCUUCAUGGGUUGGGGUUUUUUUAAAUAACCAGAUAUGGGGUACUGAGGAGGCAUUGCGUAUUAAUGCAGAAUAUUAAUGCUAAUUUUCAUAGAAAAGACAAAAUUCGAGUCUUCCCUUGUCUCCAGUGCAGCUUUGUUACUGUUUUGUGUACAACACUAAUAUUAAGCCAGACCGUAAAGGCAAAAUACUCAGUGACCUACUUCCAUUCACCAGCAAGAACCCUUUGUCAGCUGACUCCUGUUUGUUUGUUCAUUUUUAAAUGUCGGAUUAUAGAAUGAGCAUCUCCUAAAGAUGAAAGAAAACACUGUUUUCAUGUGCAGGAAAUUUGGGGUUGCGGUAACAGAACAUUUUCUUUGUGAAUUUGGAUGUCAUGGUGUUUUAAGCUCCUGCCUGGAGACUGUAUCAAUUUGGCCUCUCAUCCAGUUCCUCUCACUGGUGCUCCUGAAAGGCUGCAGCCCUGCAAAAGCUCGUGCAGCAUUUUUGGCUGCCUUCCCUUGCUCCCAUGUGGUACAUAUUUGCACAAUUUAACUGAGCUUUUCUUUCUGCUGAAGGUCAGAUGCAAGCGAUAUGAAACACUAAACUUUAUAAACAAGCAAAGCCAUUUCAACCACAGCAUUUUGGACUAGAAUGGAUUUUUAGGUGGCGCACUGUCUGCUGGCCUCUGGAGAGGGGAUCCUGAGACUACAUUGGACUGGAACAGGAUGCAAAGCCACAAGCCUUGGUUUUUUUAAUAAACUACUUACUGUAAUGCAGCUACACAGUUUCAGCCUCACACUUCAGAAGAAGCUUCCAGCAGCAAUGCACGUACAGGCACUUUCUCUCUUGCAGAAAGUGAAACUUUCCCAACCAGAGUAAAUUUAACUUAUUGCAUAAGAUGCUGGAAGGUUUUUUUUUUUCCUUGGGAUUCUCACUGUAACCUCUAUGUGCAGAGGAUGAAUAGCUUUUCUUCUCUCCCCCCCCCCUUUUUUUUUUUUGACAAGAUUAGAUGUUGCAUAUUGAUGAGCUAGCAUUUCAAAGGUCCGUGGGGCUUUGGAACGUAUUAAGAAUCUCUGAAGUUUAAUAUUCACCAUGUUUUAAAUAUUCAGAAGGAAAAAUCUGCAUAAAAUGGCUUUUGAUAAAUACAUUCUAGGGAUUCUUUCUUUCUAUCUUACACAAGCGUUGUGGGGAUUGUGGCUGUGCCAGUUUUGUUCCAAAGUGUCUUUUGUUUCAGUGUUUCAGGACCAUUUUGAUCCCAUUUGUAUGCCCGGUGCUUGUCCUGAAGUCUUUUAUGGUUUCUCCUGGAACUGUACAGCAGGCAGGUGGAUGUGACCAAGGCAAAGGCAGAGGCGAGCAGCGUAACUCCUGACUGUCUGCUUGACUGCUCCCCUUUUUAUGAGAGCUGGGCAUGUCCAGCCUCUUUCUGUGCCUGCUUUUUGUGAUGCAGGUUGGGAUUAGCCCAGUGGUUGGGCCUGGCUGAGAUCUUUCUGCCAAGGUGCUCCACACCAGUGGGGAUUUGAGAACGGAGAGGGCAAGAUCCCGGGUCCAGGAGCAAAGCAAAGUGCCAUUCAGUGCAUCUCGGAUCUCACAGGGUAAUUUCCCCUUUCCUCUUUGUAAGAGUCUCGGCAGUAAGAGAAGUGCUUUUAGGAGAAAUCCUCCCUUGGGGAUGCCCUAUUUCCCAUGCCGUUGAAAAUCCGUUGAAAAAUUGAAGCUUUAGAUGAGGAGGAUCGGUUACGGGCUGCAAACACGCAGCUAUUUUACUGUAUUACUAACUCUCUUGUUUGCCUUACACUUGACGUCCCAUGGUACAUAUCACAGUGUGCGGGACAGCUUCUUUGGUCCUGCUCACACACAGGCUUGACUUUGUCAUGCCAGUCCCUGUUGAAUCAGCGCCUGGUACUUGUUCUCAGGACCGCUCUGGCUCGGCCAAGGGCAUCUCAUGCUCCUAUGCAAAACGUGGUGCUUUCAGGUUUUGGCUUACAAAUAAUGCAGCCCUUUCAAACUCACCUUUCCCCUCUCAUGUAUUCCUGACAGAAGUAGGAUUUUAAAUAUUUCAUAGCAUUCUUCUUUCUUCUUCCUUUUUGCCAGAUGCCUUGAAAACAUUGUCAGAUUACAAUCUGGGUGGGGGUUUUCAGGAUCGAUUUCCUUUCCUUCUUGAUUGCAUGGUGUAGGUUUGCAAUGAGGGUUUUUUCCUUUUUUCUUUCUUCUCUUUUUUUUCUUUUUCCAGUCUUGCAGAACAGAUGCCUUCAGUUUAUGCAGUGAAAGAUUGGCUAUGAUUAGAGCUAAUCCAGGAUGGCAGGAUUGGACCCCCACAGUGAAAGCUAGAAAAGUGAUUGCAAAAGUAUUCUGUUUCUCCUUUAUUAAUUACACAGGAAGUUUCCACCGAAGGCUCGUGUAGCACAACUGGCCUAUGUAAUAAGUAUCAGGGCCUGUAAUUACAGUCUGUCUUCUGAUCCUAUCUGUGCUCUGGCUUUCUAGGCACUGCAGUUCUAUUUACAUCUGUGUCUUUGUCACCUUUUAAAUUUUUGAUUGGUCACUACGGGAAGAAGAGGAUAAGCCGUGAGCCCUGCAGAGGUGCAGCAAGUCUAAACAAGGGAGUCCUCCUCCUUCUCAGGUAUCCACCUGAUUUGGGAUACAGAACAGAGCAUGGGGAAUAGGGGGGAUUCUCCCAGCCAUGCACCGGAGUGGGCUGCAUGCCAACUGCGUGUCUUUCAAGAUCGUGAGGUCUUUGUAGGACUGGAAAUUUGAACUUUUUACAGGUCAUAACUAGCAUACUGCCUGGUGAGGGAGUUGAUACAUCAGCAUUUCUUUGUUCAGAGUAGUUUCUACAAGAUUUGACCUUUCUUUUCUGUAAGAUUCAGGGGUUUAUGGUUGCAAAGAGAUCCUUCCACAUAUGGCACAAGAGGGCUUUUGGCAUCAUGCAGAGAAGCUGGGCUACAAAUCCUGGUAUCAAUGGUAAAGCAAGAGUCAUUUGGGUGGAAGGAGGAAGGCAGUGAUUUACACGUAGUUCAGUACCAGGUUCACCAGCUCGGAGCAGCAACGAGCGCAGCCUCAGGCAGAUCAGUGCACUGGGGUGUCAAUCCAGAGACCUGGCAAUGAGUAAAUGGGCUCCUUGUGAAAAUACUCAGUGCCCAUCAGCCUGGCAGUAAUCUCUUGUCUCUUUGGAAACAUGCACUAAAGUUAGGGUAAAACUACAGAAUGGUGCCCCUCAGUCUUUUUUUUUUUUUUUUUUUUCCAAGGCAUAGUUCCAGUGCUGUGUUUGAUCAAGAGGAACGAAAGCCAUUGUGCAAAUACUAUACAAAUACUAUGCUCUAUGCAAAAAAAUACUAACAAUCCACUACGGAUACUUUUAAUGUCCAUUAAACUGUUAUGCAAAUUGUCCCUUUUCUGCAGCUUGCACUGUUAUUUAAUUAUUUUUGGUCUGACCUCUGUUAAAAAAAAAAAAAACCUCAAUUAUUUUUUAAUUUUUUUCUAACUCUACUUCUAAGAAAGUUGAUGCUUUAAAAGAAAAAAAACUUACUUUCAAACAUGGGUUUUUCAGGCUUCGAAAUUAAUAAUUUCUACACCUGACCCAGUUCCUGCAGCUGCCAAAAAUGAAAAGAGAAAGCUAUUUAAAUUUCUCAUAGAACCAUUUAUCUCUUAAAAUAUGCCAAGGCAAUUUGAGGUGGGGGUGGAGACUCAGCUAUUUAUCUCAGCAGCUUGAUUUUUCUCUUUAUGUUUCUAACUGUCAGGGGAAAAAAAACGGUAGGAAGCUAUUCUUGGGCUAUUAUUGAUGUAUUGUGUUGCCAUUAUGCAGGAUGUCUGCUUUGCUAUAUACGGAAGGACAUUAAUAAUAGCCAUCCCCCCUGCCCCCACCCUCGGUUCCUCUUUGGGAAGAUAGGGUUUAAACUGGAGCAUCUGCCAUGUUCAAAUUGCUGCUCCCUCCUCCCCUUUCCCCCAAUUCAUUCCCAAACUAGUUUUGGGAACAGGGCUAAGGGAAUAAGGAAACAGGUUAUGUUUGCUGUUUUUCUGCCUACUCGUGUGGUUGCUCCAGGCAAGUCAUUUCCAUGCCAUGUACCUGUCUACCCUCUUCCUUCCCAUGUAUUGCCCCUCCUUUCAUUUUAAGUUCAUCAGUGCAAAAAAA
Egretta garzetta (little egret) is the source of this 13061-nucleotide messenger RNA. It is a transcript of the gene LPP, whose product is annotated as LIM domain containing preferred translocation partner in lipoma. Gene Ontology annotation, cellular component: focal adhesion; stress fiber. The record is from RefSeq and is a predicted model, not a curated record. Bases 567 to 1934 code for a protein of 455 amino acids. NCBI's taxonomy places the organism in Eukaryota, Metazoa, Chordata, Aves, Pelecaniformes, Ardeidae. The transcript has 14 exons. Gene Ontology annotation, biological process: cell-cell adhesion.